AUGGCAUCAGAUUUCAGGUGGAUCACGGGGCGAGAAGCGACAGCGAACCGCCUACACACGAAAUCAAGUCCUCGAAUUGGAAAAGGAAUUCCACUUCAACAAAUAUUUGACGAGAAAACGACGAAUCGAAAUCGCUCACUCGUUGAUGCUCACCGAACGGCAGGUAAGGGGAUUUUUGGUGAAAUUCUUCUUCGAGAAGCGGCAAAAGUCCUUCAUAGGGUCUCGUUUCAAGGAGAGGAGGGGGUAAAAAUCUGGUUUCAAAAUAGGCGGAUGAAGCACAAGAAAGAGAACAAGGUGAGAUUUUUGGCUUUCCCGCCUAAAGUUUUGCUAUACACAAGGAUUUGA
Molecule: messenger RNA, 345 nt
Organism: Cooperia oncophora
Lineage: Eukaryota; Metazoa; Nematoda; Chromadorea; Rhabditida; Trichostrongylidae
Source: the annotation of a GenBank genome assembly